AUGUCAAGCUCCGAUGAAUUGAGUCUUAGAGAUAGGCAAAUAGCCUUGAUCGAGAAGAUGCUAAUGUUCAAUAAGGAAACGUCAACAUACGACUUGACCUCUGGGUUGGACGGUCAGGAAGUUGUGUGGAAAGUACUUGUCUUAGAUGCUAAAAGUACAGCUAUUGUUUCAUCCAUUUUAAGGGUUAAUGACCUGCUGAAAUCCGGCGUCACGGUUCACAGCUUAAUUCAACAGAAAAGGUCACCACUGCCAGAUGUUCCAGUGGUCUACUUCGUGCAGCCAACACAGGAGAAUAUUAACGCUAUCGUUCAGGAUCUAAUUGAGGAUAAAUAUGCUGAGUUUUACAUCAACUUCACUUCGGUUCUUAAUCGUGAACUUCUGGAGGAUUUGGCCAAACAAGUGUCAAUGACUGGUAAAACGGACCGUAUAAAGCAAGUUUAUGACCAGUAUGCAGAAUUCGUUGUUACAGAACCCGAGUUAUUCUCAUUAGAGAUGCCCUCUGUUUUUCAACAACUCAAUGACCCCGAGAGUAGCGAGAGUGUCAUUACUCAGUUGUGUGACACUAUUGCCAAUGGCUUAUAUGAUGCUGUUAUGACCGUGAACUCUAUACCAAUUAUUCGUGCGCCUAAAGGAGGCUCUGCUGAGCUCGUGGCCCAGAAACUGGAAAGCAAGCUGCGGGACUACGUGAUAAACACUAGAUCUAAUACAGAGUCAACCGCAAAUUCCCUAGAAAGAUUCGUAUUGGUGAUACUUGACAGAAACAUCGAUUUAGCGUCAAUGUUCGCUCAUUCAUGGAUUUAUCAAAGUUUAGUAUUUGACGUCUUCAAGUUGGCAAGAAACACCAUUACAAUCCCUACCAAGACCAAAGAUGGUCAAGAAAUCGAGAAAAAGAUGGAUAUUGACCCAAAGGAUUUCUUCUGGCUAACCAAUUCCCACUUGCCCUUCCCAGAUGCUGUGGAGAAUGUUGAGGCUGCACUAGCUUCUUAUAAAGCAGAAGCAGAAGAUAUCACAAGGAAGACAGGUGUAAAUGAACUUAGUGACUUGGACCCAAAUGCCAAUAAUGACACUUUGAACAUACAAGAUGCUGUGAACAAAUUGCCGGAGCUGACCUCAAGAAAAGCUAUCAUUGAUACGCACAUGAGCGUGCUGGCGUCACUUCUGUCACAACUUGAGAGUAAAGGAUUAGAUGCAUUCUUUGAAAUUGAACAGGGUCAGGACUCUCCUAAGACUAGGCAAAGAUUUCUGGAAACAUUGAAGGAUGGCAAGACAAAUAAUCUCGAAGACAAGCUUAGAACAUUCAUCAUACUAUACUUGACUUCCUCUACAGAAAUUCCGGAAACUUUCAUCAAACAAGUCGAAGAGUACUUUAAGUCUCAAGAUCAUGAUAUCCGAGCUUUGAACUAUAUUUACAAGUGCAAGGGACUAAUGAAGCUAUCAGCCAUGUCUUUACAGAACAAAUCAUUGGAGAGCGGUGAAUUCGAUGCUCGAAACCACGCCUCGGGCACCAGUUCAUCUGUGCUGCUCUCUGGUUUAUCAAACAAAUUAUACGGUCUUACAGAAGGUAAGAUUCAAGGGGGAGUUGGCUCGUUAAUCUCGGGCAUCAAGAAUUUUUUGCCGGAAAAGAAAACUAUACCCAUCACGAAUGUUGUAGAAGCCAUUAUGGAUCCGUUGAACAGCUCUCAGAAGAACCUGGAGACUACAGAUAACUACUUAUAUUUUGAUCCCAAGGUGAUUCGUGGUUCUCACAGCAAGAAACCCAAAAGACAGUCGUACAAUAAAUCCAUUGUAUUCGUUGUAGGAGGAGGAAAUUAUUUGGAAUACCAAAAUUUGCAAGAAUGGGCGCAUUCUCAGCCAGCUAGCACAAAGGGUGUGAUGUACGGCAGCACUGCCAUCAUUACCCCGGCGAAUUUUUUGAAUGAGAUGGCUUCCUUAAAAUGA
Molecule: messenger RNA, 1938 nt
Organism: Lachancea nothofagi CBS 11611
Lineage: Eukaryota; Fungi; Ascomycota; Saccharomycetes; Saccharomycetales; Saccharomycetaceae
Source: the annotation of a GenBank genome assembly